Lindgomyces ingoldianus is the source of this 657-nucleotide messenger RNA. RefSeq lists its product as uncharacterized. The annotation marks the transcript as partial. Gene Ontology annotation, cellular component: membrane. The record is from RefSeq and is a predicted model, not a curated record. Lineage: Eukaryota; Fungi; Ascomycota; Dothideomycetes; Pleosporales; Lindgomycetaceae. The transcript is spliced from 2 exons.
UUAUGUCUUACUGGAUGCGUGUCCAAUUCCCCAGGAAUACAAAACAUAUUUGCAGUCAAACUGGAGCCAAGAAAUGGUAUAUCUUCUAUGGCUUUCACAGUUUCAGAAUUACGAAUAAACUACUUUGUAGGCAUCUGCGCUUCCACAUCAGACAGAUUGGUCUGCCAAUCUAGCUCCGGCAAGACGGCCGAUAGCCUUCUCCGAUUUAUAUUCGACGCGAAUGCCAACAACGGAACUGAUGUAUCAGGCGAUCUAGACCUGGUCUUCUUCGCUUUCACCCUACAAUCAAAGAUUAUUCUUUGCCUGCUGGCCGCCGCCGGCGUCUUGCUUGUCAUUGGUCUACUUGUAGCCUUGAUACUGAAACGACAUCUUAAAGCGACACAAACAGGCAACUCGAACACAGAAAAGCGUAGACAAUCACUCAGACUUGCUGCUCUGGCAAUUAUCUGGACUUCUGUUGGACUUGCUCUGGCAUCGGCAAUAACGAUCAGCCAGGUGACUGCUACAAUGCAGUACGUCACCCAGAUGGGAUCCGUGUCAACAAUCCAGAUUACAGCCGGACAGAUCUUGAAUGUCCUUCAAUGGCUUAUAUUCUCGUUAUCGGCUUUGUUUGCGGCGGGGAUAUCAAGUAUAUUCAAAAGGCAGGGAGGCGUGGCC